Molecule: messenger RNA, 1571 nt
Organism: Camelina sativa (false flax)
Lineage: Eukaryota; Viridiplantae; Streptophyta; Magnoliopsida; Brassicales; Brassicaceae
Product: pentatricopeptide repeat-containing protein At1g77405
Molecular function (GO): protein binding; mRNA binding
Source: RefSeq, a predicted model, not a curated record
UCGAAGUAGCAGCCAAGUAGGAGGAGACCAUGAAACCGUCGCAAUGCAACCGCAUUAUUGAUCAGCUCAUCGCCGCCAUGAUUCAGAACCGUCCAUUCGACGCCGUUCUCGCUUCUUCAACGGUCGCGAAUCCAUGGUCUCAGCAGCUCGUUUCCGAUGUUCUCCGCUCAAUCCCAAGAUUCUUCUUCAUCUCCCCACGAUCCAUCGGUCGGCAAAAGGGUUUUCGUCACCGGUCACCGUUAAAGCAGAGAAACCUCCGUGAAGAAUCGCAACGACGCCGUUCCGAAGUCCUUUUUCUAGGUCCCGCCGCAUAUAUGGAUCCUAAGAAAGUUUCACUCGGGUUGCAGAAAGCUAUGGAUUUCUUCUUUUGGAUCGAAACCCAUUUCGGGUUUGAUCAUAAUGAGGUCACUUGUAGAGAUAUGGCUUGUCUAUUGGCUAAAGGCAACGACUUUACUGGUCUCUGGGAUUUUCUCCGGCAAGUCUCUAGAAGAGAGAAUGGGAAAAAUGUGGUUACCACAGCGUCUGUAACGUGUUUGAUGAAAUGCCUAGGAGAAGAAGGUUUUGUGAAAGAGGCGUUAGCUACGUUUUAUAGGAUGAAGGAGUAUCAUUGCAAACCUGAUGUUUAUGCUUACAAUACAAUCAUCAAUGCUCUUUGUCGAGUUGGGAAUUUCAAAAAAGCUCGAUUUCUGUUGGAUCAGAUGCAGUUACCGGGUUUUCGAUACCCUCCAGACAUCUAUACAUACACCAUUUUGAUAAGCUCCUAUUGUAGAUAUGGAAUGCAUACCGGGUGUAGAAAGGCUAUAAGGAGAAGGAUGUGGGAAGCUAAUCGAAUGUUUAGGGAAAUGCUCUUCAGAGGGUUUGUACCCGAUGUGGUGACUUACAAUUGCUUGAUCGAUGGAUGUUGCAAAACGAAUCGUAUUGGUCGGGCUUUAGAGCUGUUUGAAGAUAUGAAGAAGAGAGGAUGUGUUCCGAAUCAGGUGACUUAUAAUUCUUUUAUAAGGUAUUAUAGUGUUACUAAUGAGAUAGAACGUGCAGUCGAGAUGAUGAGGACAAUGAAGAAGAUGGGUCAUGGUGUACCUGGUCCAAGCACGUACACGCCGCUAAUACACGCUCUUGUUGAGACCAGGAGAGCGGCCGAGGCUCGGGAUUUGGUAGUGGAGAUGGUGGAGGCCGGGUUGGUUCCAAGAGAGUAUACAUAUAAGUUGGUGUUGGAUGCUCUGUCUUCAGAAGGAAUGGCGGAUACACUUGAUGAAGAGCUGCAUAAGAGAAUGAGAGAAAGAAUAGAAGAGAGAUGUAGAAGAGUCAUGAGGAUCAAACCGAUCAUGGCUCGAAAAGAGAUUGUCUGAAAACCGGGUUUUCACGAGAUUGAAGUUUAUGAAAAUUCUGCAAUGGAGGAAAUCUGACAGAUGGAAUGAUUCCUGCUCAAAAUUUUCAUGGCUUUCAUGAUGCAUUAGAUAGUUUGAUUGAAAUACUAAUUGUAGACCUAGUUUAAGCCUUAGCCACCGGAAGAUCUAACCACUAUGUAACUCAAACCUUGUAUUGUGCUUCUGUAAUAUUUCAUUAAUACGUUU